AAACAGUCAGAGGGAAAGGACUGCCAAUCGCCGUUCCUCCCUCCCGUGCAGAAAUCUUAGUGUGUUUACGAAGAAAACGUGAAAUAUUUGACUUGUCUUGUUUCCUGGAGACGAAGAAAUGUGAGGAAAAACAAAACCCUAAAAAACACACAAGGAAUAUAAAUACUGACAUUUUUGUGAAGUGACUCGUGAAAAAAAAAAAAAACAGAAAACAAAUUAGAAAAAUUAACGCCAACACAAACUAGAAAAAAAUCGUAGAAGGAAAUAAAAAAAAGACCAACGCUUGAAGUAAAACAUUGAAAAACACUGAGAAAGGAUAAGAAAUAUUAGUAAACACUCGCUUUUUGUCUGACUGUGUGACAUUGAGCGUACUUUAUUAAUUUCCCACAGGAAGGAAAAGUGAGCAUGUAAUAAUAUCAACGCCACCAUAAAGUAUAUCAACGUGCACAGUAUUAACUCCAGGGGGAAUUACCGCGUCCGGGUGAGAGUGAGGAGCAUAAACUCGCAGCUGGGAAGUGACUUUUUCCCCGCCGCAGCAAGACGCUUGGACAUUACCGGACAGGCACGUGAAUAGACGCUGAUUUACUGAGGAGAAGUUGUCACGUAAAUCGCAGGCACUCAGCGUCGCCACUUCCACCCUCCGGCCUCCACCUGAACCUAAAAGCCUCACCUUCCAAAUUUCUCUUGCAUCUAUCACCUUCCUCCGACCCUCUCUCAAUCUUUCCUCCCUAUCUCAUCCUCAAAUUCCCAUCCUACAUCCCCUACAGCCUGCCUCUCAACGUCACCCUUGUUUCCCUCUCCAUCUCGCUAUUAAAACUCCCUCUCUACUGACAGUCUUCUCUCUCUACCUUACCAAUAACCUUUUGUCUAUAGCCCUUAACCUUCCCUGCACCGCCUGGCCUGCGUCCCUUGCCCUCGCCACCAUGGAGCCCCGAGGAGGCCGCCCACCGUACCAGCCUGGGACGGGAUGUAUCUAUCUGCUGUUCCUCCUGCCGCUUUUCAUCGCCACGCACACUGAAGGAGGCGCCACGGUAGCCCAGCAUGGCGUGCCCCGGACAGUGACAACAGCAGUGGGACAGACAGCGUAUCUUCACUGCCGGGUAUCUGACUUAGGAGACAAUGAGAAAGUGUCAUGGAUCAGACAGAGAGAUUUGCACGUUAUGAGCUCAGGCAGAGUUGUCUUCGCCUCGGAUCAGCGUUUCCAGGUCAUUCAUCCCGAAAAGUCAGAGAACUGGACACUACAGAUCAAGUUCGCACAGCUUCGGGACGCGGGAGUGUACGAAUGUCAGGUGAACACGGAGCCAAAGACCUCCGUGUCCUACCUACUGCGAGUCUCAGAGGCCAGGGCGGUGCUGGAGGGGCCCGAGUACGUCAAGGCAGGAAGUUCCAUUAACCUGACGUGCUAUAUCAACCAACCUCACCUCCAAGGACUGGUUUACUGGUACCACGAACACGAGAUGCUGCAGUAUGACGGGGCAGCGAGCAUCACCACGCGAGGAGACGAGUCUGGUGUCACUUCAAGCCUCUCAGUGCCCCACGCAGAACCCCGUCACGCAGGCAACUACACCUGCUGACCCACCUCGGCACAGCCCGCCUCCCUCUAUGUUACUCUGGUGCAAGGGGAGCAACCGGCGGCUGUGCAGACAGGAGUAGCCCACAGGCCCCUCGCAGCCCUCAGCGCACCUCUCCUGCUGGGGGCGCUACAGAUACUGGCGGCGGCACGAGUGAGAUGAUGAGCCACACCGCGACAUCACCGAGUCACAGGGAACCUCGAGGAAGCGUGGAUUUCCCUCCCGAAAGCCAUCCAUGGUUUUAAGACAUGCUUGGGUGGCGUGGGGUGAAGGAGGGGCUGCAGGAAUGACCAAAGUGGAGUUACCCUGGAGUGGACUGGAGUGAGGAUGCAAUAAAGGGUACCCAUAUUGCAGAACGGUUUGUAGUUUGGAUUUUAUGCCUCCAGUCACUAUGUCUGAAGCUUCUUGGACUAGACUGAGAGUAAAAGUGUGUGCGUACCUUGACUCAACACACAUUCACACCCAGGCCGCUCCAUGAAGGGCGUCAGAACUGCAGUGGAAUAAAACCCAGUCCACUGCGGCGCCACAUGUCAAUGUUCACUAGUACAAGUGUCUGCAAGGCGCGUCUCGUCUCUACUGAGCAGCGGGUACUCGUCUCUGUAACUUCAACUCCCACAAGCGUGUUCAGGCGAGAGGAUGACGCGUCCUUUACUUUUACACGAGUCCAGGAAGGGAAAUUAUGUUUGAGUGCUUCUGUGAGUCCAUGUGAAACUAAUGUGAAUGAGUUUUUGUAUGUGAAAGAAAGAAAUUAACUUUAUAACACCUAAACUUAAAUCCAUGAGGAUAAGGUGACAUGUAUUGAGUGCGUUUCCUUGAUUGAAAUAUGCGUCAAAAGAACCAGAACUGAAAGUGGCUGGAGGGAACAAUGAAACACGUGCAGGUCACACAUAAAGUUAAGCUAGUGCACGUUUCCGGCCUUCUCCCGCUUCCUACCGUCUCUCAACAACGAACUAUAGCAAUGCCUUGGCCGUAAAGAAUAAAAAGGCACUGACGCGGUGGAUGAUCGGGGAAAGAACAGACAAGUGGAGGAGGAGAAGGAAUAAAAAACGUUGCCGCUAAACUUAACUCGAACUGACUUGACCUUUCGUGUAGGGACGCCAGCUCCAGCCAUUGAGAAAGUGUAAUAAUUAUAAUCAAGUGUAAAGCAUUUGAUGUAUGUAAUUUUAGAACAAGUAAAUUAUGUGUAGAGUU
This is a messenger RNA of Portunus trituberculatus (swimming crab), 2762 nucleotides long. RefSeq names its product lachesin-like. NCBI's taxonomy places the organism in Eukaryota, Metazoa, Arthropoda, Malacostraca, Decapoda, Portunidae. Gene Ontology annotation, biological process: synapse organization. The coding region runs from base 924 to 1574 and encodes 216 amino acids. The transcript is spliced from 9 exons. Gene Ontology annotation, cellular component: neuron projection membrane. The record is from RefSeq and is a predicted model, not a curated record.